ACAAGGAACCAGCUUAAGGCAAAAGACAAAGCCAAACGCUCCCACAAUGGCGAUCUCACGCGCCUCCUUUGCCAUUUGCCUCAUCCUCUCCUUGGUUACCAUUGCCACCGCCGAUUACUACUCUCCCUCAUCUCCUCCGGUUUACAAAUCACCGGAACACAAACCCACCCUUCCACCUCCGGUUUAUACUCCACCUGUUUACAAGCCUACCCUUCCUCCUCCAGUCUACACUAAGCCAACUAUCCCUCCUCCGGUUUACACCCCACCGGUUUACACUAAGCCAACUAUCCCUCCUCCGGUGUACACCCCACCGGUUUACAAGCCUACUCUCUCACCUCCGGUUUACACUAAACCAACUAUCCCUCCACCGGUUUACACCCCACCGGUUUACAAGCCUACUCUCUCACCUCCGGUUUACACUAAACCAACUAUCCCACCUCCGGUUUACACCCCACCGGUUUACAAGCCUACACCCUCGCCUCCCGUCUACAAAACGUCUCCAAGCUAUUCUUCUCCUCCUCUUCCAUAUGUACCAAAGCCAACCUACACUCCACCCACCAAGCCCUACGUCCCAGAGAUUCUUAAGGCUGUUGAUGGCAUCGUCCUAUGCAAAAACGGCUACAAAACCUACCCUAUUCUAGGAGCAAAGGUACAGAUCGUGUGCUCCGACCCAUCAUCAUACGGGAAAAACAAGAACGAGGUUGUCAUCUACAGUAAUCCCACUGACUCUAAGGGAUACUUCCACGUCUCCUUGACCGACAUCAAGGAUCUAGCUCACUGCCGUGUCAAGCUUUACACAUCUCCGAUCGAGACUUGCAAGAACCCGACAAAUGUCAACAAGGGUCUUACAGGAGUUCCCUUGUCGUUGUACGGAUACCGUUUCUACUCCGACAAAAACUUGAAGCUCUUCAGCGUCGGACCUUUCUACUACACCGGUCCUAAGGCUGCUCCCGCCACUCCCAAAUAUUGAUCGUGAUGAUCAUAUUAUUAUGAAUAUGAUGAUCAUCUUCCUUGCAUGCAUGCAUUAUAUGAGAUGUCACUUAAAUCAAAUUUUUUUUUCCUCCUUCAAAAUGUUCAUUUGUUUGUUUGUUUGUUCCGAAUCUUCCGAUUCCAUUUGAUACGCUGCAUUCCCAAUGCAAUCUAUCUUUUUGGUUAUGCUUUUUAUUUUAUACAAUAAAAUUGUAAGAAUAACAUCAAUUAAUGUUUGAUUAUGCGAUUACUUA
Molecule: messenger RNA, 1223 nt
Organism: Capsella rubella
Lineage: Eukaryota; Viridiplantae; Streptophyta; Magnoliopsida; Brassicales; Brassicaceae
Product: proline-rich protein 3
Exons: 2
Coding region: 47-970 (307 amino acids)
Source: RefSeq, a predicted model, not a curated record